UAUUAAAAUCUAACAACGCCCUUCGUCUAUAGCUAUAUAAACAUUCGCACACACUGAAAACACAUCUACAUUAUAUGUAUAGGCAUAUAUUUGUAUAUAAUCAAUAAUCACAUUCGGUUUUCCCAAUGGAUGCUUUGUGUUUGAAGGCAGGGAUUCACGGAAUCACGGCACCGCCGAUUGAUGCUGCCGGGAGUGCGGCGGCGGAUAGGCCGUAUGUUUCGUCGAGAAAUUUCCCUUGGGGAUUCACUUUCCGGCUGCCGCCACUGAGAUCGCUAUGGUCGGGGACCAAAAUCAGGUGGGAGCCGGCUAUUGCAGUGGGCGACGCGGUUUUGGCAGAAAAGGAUGAAGCCGUGGAUGAGAGGGGCAAUGAGAAUUGGGUUUCCAAGGUUUUGCAUUUCUAUUCGUUGAGAAAGGGGGCGGAAACGAGGGUGAAAUUGGAAGAAAAUAGUGGAAAUUCUGUUGAGGUUGAGAAUGAAGAAUGUGAUGUGUGCGAUGUUGACGAUGAGAGGAUUGAAUUUGACAGGGAAUCGUUUUCGAAGCUGCUUCGAAAAGUUUCUCUGGCGGAAUCGAGAUUAUAUGCUCAGUUAUCUUAUUUGGGAAGCUUGGCUUAUUGCAUUCCUCAAAUCAAGCCCGGGAAUCUUCUGAGAAAUCAUGGAUUAAAGCUGGUGACUUCAUCCAUAGAGAAGAAAGAGUUGGCAUUGAAGAUUGAGAAAGAGAAAGAAUCAGCUGAAAACCUACAAAAACCAGUAGCUCAAGCUGAGGAUGCCGAGAGGGAUGAAUCCGGAGAAGCAGAAGGCGUUGAGGCGGAGGCUGAAGGGAACCGCGUUUCUUCUGCAGCUUACCAGAUUGCUGCUUCGGCUGCUUCUUAUUUCCAUUCUCAUACAAAGGUCAUUCUUAGCUUGAGAUCAUCCAAUUCGAAGCAGAGUGAGAGUUGCGUGGUAGAUACAAGUGGAUGCAAUGCAGGUGUCAAUAUGAUGAAUCAUGAUAUGGCCUCAUUUAUGGCAACUACUGAUUCGAUGGCAGCAGUUGUUGCUGCGGAGGAGGAGGUAAAGCAGGCUGUGGCUGAUGAUCUCAACUCGACCCUCACAUGUCCGUGCGAGUGGUUCAUUUGCAAUGAUGAUCAAACUGCAACAAGAUUCUUUGUUAUACAGGGAUCUGAGUCACUGGCUUCAUGGAAGGCCAAUCUACUUUUCGAGCCGAUUCAGUUUGAGGGAUUCAACGUUUUUGUGCACAGAGGUAUCUAUGAGGCUGCAAAAGGGAUCUACGAGCAUAUGUUACCUGCAAUUCUUUCACACCUCGAGACUCAUGGAGAUCGUGCCAAACUCCGUUUCACGGGGCAUUCUCUUGGUGGGAGUUUAUCAGUGCUUGUGAAUCUCAUGCUGCUGAUUAGAGGUGGAGCGCCUCGUUCUUCAUUGCUUCCAGUCAUAACUUAUGGAGCACCAUCAAUCAUGUGUGGAGGGGAUCGUCUGCUUCAUGACCUUGGGCUGCCACAGAAUCAUGUGAGGUCGAUCACAAUGCAUCGAGACAUUGUUCCUCGAGCAUUCUCUUGCAACUACCCGAACCACGUUGCUGAAUUUCUCAAGGCUGUAAAUGGGAAUUUCCGCAACCAUCCCUGCCUUGAUAAACAGAAGCUUUUAUACACGCCAAUGGGCGAGCUUCUGAUUCUCCAACCAGACGACAAAUUCUCUCCCAACCACGACCUCCUUCCUCCGGGCAGUGGUCUGUAUAUCCUGACAUGCUCAGCUUCAGACAUGGCCGAGGCAGAGAAGCAGGUCCACGCUGCACAAGUCGUGUUCCUGAACUCGCCACACCCUCUCGAGAUACUGAGUGACCGGUCUUCAUAUGGCUCCGAGGGCAGCAUUCAGAGAGACCACGACAUGCUCUCGUAUCUCAAGUCUGUGAGAAACGUGAUUGGGCAUGAACUCAACCGUGUGAGGAGAGCUAGGAGGGAAGAGCGUCGGAAAGUAUGGUGGCCGGCUGUGGCGCCUAGUGGUGGUGUGAUUGUGAGGCGGCUGGUUAUGCAAGGGCAAGGGCAGGGGCAGUUCAAUUUCUCGGGCAUGGUUCGGACGGGGCGGGAGUCGCUGAAACGGUUCAGCACGUUGGUUGCGUCGCAGCAUAUGCAUCUGUUUGUGGUGCUCAUGUUCCCUGCUCUAGGAAAUUGUGGGUCCAUCAACAUUAGUUAGAGAAGGAGAAGCAACAGUAACACGAUUCUUUAUGAAUGAAAUUCUUGAUUAAUGGAUAUACGUCAUGCUGUAUGUAUGAUGAAGCUUUGUUUAGGCCGAGACGAGCUUAAGUUAAGAGGGGAUUGGAAAUGAAAUACAAAUGGGUGGUUUCAUGUGUU
Molecule: messenger RNA, 2341 nt
Organism: Salvia splendens (bonfire salvia)
Lineage: Eukaryota; Viridiplantae; Streptophyta; Magnoliopsida; Lamiales; Lamiaceae
Product: phospholipase A1 PLIP2, chloroplastic
Exons: 5
Coding region: 126-2183 (685 amino acids)
Biological process (GO): lipid metabolic process
Molecular function (GO): glycerophospholipid phospholipase A1 activity
Source: RefSeq, a predicted model, not a curated record